Lotus japonicus is the source of this 1694-nucleotide messenger RNA. RefSeq names its product inositol-tetrakisphosphate 1-kinase 2-like. Bases 79 to 1035 code for a protein of 318 amino acids. The record is from RefSeq and is a predicted model, not a curated record. Gene Ontology annotation, molecular function: magnesium ion binding; inositol-3,4,5,6-tetrakisphosphate 1-kinase activity; inositol-1,3,4-trisphosphate 5-kinase activity. Gene Ontology annotation, cellular component: cytoplasm. The transcript has a single exon. Gene Ontology annotation, biological process: inositol trisphosphate metabolic process. Lineage: Eukaryota; Viridiplantae; Streptophyta; Magnoliopsida; Fabales; Fabaceae.
GUCAUUUUCAACUUUGUCUCUAUAAAUCCAAUAUCACAACACUGAGAUUACCAGAACAAGAAGAACAACAAAACAGACAUGUCUGAUUCUGAAGCAACCACACAGAGGUAUCGUGUUGGCUAUGCUCUCGAACCCAAGAAAUUCGAAAGCUUCCUUCAACCCUCCCUUCUCAACCACGCCAAACAACACGGCAUCGACCUCGUUCAAAUCGAUCCCACCACACCAUUACACUCACAAGCCCCUUUCCACUGCAUCAUCCACAAACUCUACACCCAACAAUGGAGGAAACAGCUACAACAAUUCUCAGCUGAGAAUCCCAACACCAUCAUCAUCGACCCUCCUGAGUCGGUGGACCAGCUUCACAACCGAGUUUCCAUGCUCGAAUCAGCGACCCACUUGAAAUUGCGAAUUUCACCGGAAAACGCCACCGUCGGGGUUCCGAAGCAGGUGGUGGUGAAUGACCCGAAAGCCUUCAGGUUUGACGAAAUCGAGGAAAUGGGUCUGCGAUUUCCUGUCAUCGCGAAGCCGGUGGCGGCGAACGGCACCGAUGGGUCACACCAGCUCUGUUUGGUGUUUGACCGUGACGGGGUCAACGCGUUGACUGCUCCGGUGGUGCUGCAGGAGUUUGUGAACCACGGCGGGGUUGUUUUCAAGGUCUACGUUGCUGGGCAGCGCGUGAUUUGCGUGAAGCGCAAGUCUUUGCCUGAUAUUUCGGAGGAGAAGCUGAGGAUGCUGAAGGGGUCGGUGCCGUUUUCUCAGGUGUCGAAUUUGAGUGAGGAAGGUGGUGGCGGUGCGGUUGAGAAUGGUGAAGUUGAAAUGCCUAGUGAGGGUUUGGUGGAGGAGUUGGGGAGAGGUUUGAGGGAGGCAUUGGGGCUUCAUCUUUUCAAUGUUGAUUUGAUUAGAGAUGGGAGAGAUCAGAGGAGGUAUCUUGUGAUUGAUAUCAAUUACUUUCCUGGGUAUGCUAAGUUGCCUGAUUAUGAGCCCUUUUUCACCAACUUUUUGUUGGAUAUUUUGCAAGAUAAGAAGACUGCCUAGACCGAAUCAUCGGGUUAAUCUGUUAUGGUCUAAUCAAUCAUUUUUGUUAUGUUUUUCUAAUAAGGUCUGAAUGAUGUAUUUGAUUGGGGUGGUGUUCAUUUGUGUUAUGAUUAUGACAUUAACAGUUAUGAGUUAUGACACACAGAAACCCCAUGUACAUCAUAUAGUUCUUUCCACUUCUCUUGAACUUACAUUUUCCUGAAAUUAAAUGCAUUGCAUUCAUGUGCUAAUGGUAUGGAACUAUGAAUCUUUCACUCUGGCAUACUCCAAAGACCGACUUGUAUGACCUUUUCCUUAAAGAAUGAUAGAGAUACACUCUUCCAAGUUCCAAUCACACUCUCCUACUGGAACACGCUCUCCUAAUGUCUUAUUUGAAAAUGGAACAAAUAUAACAUCGUUUCUGACUGUAAAAGAAAAGUGGAAUAGCACUUUGGUUAUAUGGAUGGUGCUAGACUUCUAGGCCGUGUCUUUAUCUUUGGCAUCUGAUUCUACGCUACUUUACCUUGUGAGAUAUUCUACUAAAAGGCAACAAUCACCUCUAGUUUAGUCGACUAGUAAACAAGAAGAAUUUUUUUAUGCCUGGUUGUGUACAACUUGUUCUAAAACAAUUCCACAUUCAUCAUGGGGCUGCUGGUAUUAUGUAGCUUUCAUUUUCUUUU